Messenger RNA from Ictidomys tridecemlineatus (thirteen-lined ground squirrel), 3335 nucleotides. Its product is annotated as CD209 antigen-like protein E. The record is from RefSeq and is a predicted model, not a curated record. NCBI's taxonomy places the organism in Eukaryota, Metazoa, Chordata, Mammalia, Rodentia, Sciuridae.
CAGGCUCUGACUGACGCGCUUUCAACUCAGAGAAGGGGCUGAUGAUGGCCAGCGGCACACGGUCUUCUGCAGAAGGCUCAGGAUUCCAACUGACUUCUGCAUUCAAUAGCUUGGCAGGGUGCCUGGGCCAUGGCCACAUCUCCCUGGUGCUGCAGCUGCUCUGCCUCACGGUCUUAGCUGGGAUCCUGGUGGCUGCCCUUGUCCAAGUUUCCAAGAUCCCCAGCUCCCAGGAACAGGAGCAGGAGCUAGUGAAGCAGGAGAAGAUGUACCAGGAGCUGACCCAGCUGAAGGCAGGAGUCGACCGCCUGUGCCGCCCCUGCCCCUGGGACUGGACGUUCUUCCAAGGACACUGUUACUUCUUCUCCAAGUCCCAGCGGAACUGGCACGACUCCGUCAUCACCUGCCAGGAAGAGGGGGCCCAACUAGUCGUCAUCAACAGCGCUGAGGAGCAGAGCUUCCUGCAGCAGACUUCUGACAUCCAAGGCUCUGCCUGGCUGGGGCUCUCAGACCUGAAUAAGGAAGGCGCAUGGUCCUGGGUGGAUGGCUCUCCUCUGUCACUCAACCUCACGAGAUACUGGAUGCCAGGGCAGCCCAACAACCGUGGCGGACAGGACUGCGUGGAAGUGCGAAGCAGGGGCUGGAAGGACUCCAAAUGUGAUUACAAGAAAUUCUGGGUGUGCAAAAGAUUUGCAGCCUCCUGCUCCACUGAGUGACUGCUGGUUCCUCCGCGCCACGCCUGCCUCCUGAACAGCCCGGCAGGUCUCAGAACUCCACCCAGGUUUAUGCCAAGCCCUCCCCCUGCCUAUGGACAUCGAGGUUUUAAUACAAGCUCUGGGACUCUUCUCUGGGAUGCCUCAAUCCCUGUGGGGCUGAGCCCACGUGGGGUGACACGGGCCCUCCCUCCUGGGCCUCUAGGUUGCCCCUGGCUUUAAGGGGUGGUUGUGUCUCACCUUUGCCAUUCCAUCCAGUGCCCAGGAGUGGGGCCCAUAGUGGGCUGGGUAUGUUCCACUAAUCUACUCCGUCUUCCCCGCUGAGACCAGAGGGUUUGCAUGACCAUGUGUAGCUGCUGCCAUGUCCCCCAGGGCCCAUCCCACCUCUGCAUGACUUUCCUCCAUCUGCUCAACUUCCAUGACCCUCCCCUGCAACCCGUUGGCCCAGGGCCCUCUCCUGGUUGCCGUAGCUCACCCUGGAGGCUGGAAGCAUGAAGGAAUUCAUUCCCCCAGUCAAUCAAGGACUGCCAGGAGCUGCAGCAUGAACACCCAGCCCUGCCUCCCUGGGUGACCCUGGUGGACCCUGAAGUUUGCCUGCCAGCUCUGUUCAGGGAGGGACACGCUGGCCUGCUGCUGGGAGUUCCUUGGAGGCGGCUGACACCUCUCAGCCUCUUCCAGUCUAGACCCUACUGCAGGGAGCUGCCUUCUCCAAGGUCAGGCUCCUUCCUGGUGCAGCCCAGAUGGGUACAGGCCCGUGAAGAUCUGUCCACGUGGGGUCCACAUGGGGCACCCCUGAAGGACCAUGCAGGUUCCAGAGCUCCCAUGGAGUCCUCUGUGGCUGCUGUCAGACCUCCUCUGCUGGACUGUCCCCCUCCCUGCUCCUAUUCCCUUCCAGUGGCAUAAUAAAAAUAUCUUUUUGGUCCUGAGUGGCAGGGUGGCUUUUUAAAAUUCCUAGUGAGCCUCUGGGCUCCCACUUGAAUUCAGGCUAAUGAGGUGUUUGAUGGUAGGACUUGGACGCCUCCACAUGGGAGGGGUCACCAGGGAAAUCAGAGGAUUUUAGAGGGUCGGAACUUCCAGCCCCUCCACCGAUGAAAUGAGGCAGAGUUUAGGAAGCUCGCGUAGGCAUGGCUAGCUUGAGUCUUUUCAGUGGGCUCUGGGCUGGAGGUGCCUGGUACUUAGCCCUGGGGAGGUGUAUAGUGGCCCAGAGUGCCAGAGUCCCCCAAGCAGGGGCAGAGAUUGAGCUGUAUGAAAAGUCUGGUAACGGUGGGGUUUGGUUUGUGCCAGGCUGGUGAGCAGGAGAGGGUCCCAGGUGCUGCCCACUAGGAGAGAGCGUCCCACCGCCGCACGCUUUCCCCUCCAUCCGGGCAUCUCUUCCAUCUGGCUGAGUUGUGUUCUUUAUAACAACCCAGUGAAUGCAAGCAUGUAUUUUUCUGUGAGCCAUCUGGAAAACUGGGAGUGGGUUCUGGGAGCCCCUGGUUCAUGGUUGGCCUGGCUGAAGCAUGGCUCCCCUAGGCACCCCUCUUGCAGAAGACAUCUGGGCUCGUCUUGUGGAACUGAGAUUUCUAACUUGUGUAAUCCAGCUCCAGGAAGCUGUAGUGAGAAGUGGAAAACGACUUGGUGUGAAAGUAACUCCAUAGACUUCCCCUUCCUCCUGCUGGGACUGACCGCAAGGAUGUCCCUUCAUAAAUAACUUGAAGGCUGAAUCCUAUCUCGGUAAAUGGACCUUCAACAGUGGGGCUAACUCAGAGACUCUCUCCAUACACCCCCCAGAGGCACAUGGGGCUGAGUCCCAGCUGCCCACGUCAGUCAUAGGCCUGUCAACCUCCCCUGUGUCUGUUCCCCUCCUUCCUUCCCCUCCCUGUCCCUCUUUUCUUCCCCCUCCUCUACUGCUUCUCUUGGAAUCACCUCCCAGCUAAACUGUGGAUAUUCAAAUACUUGGCUCAGGCUCUGUGUCUGGAGAAACCUGGACCAAGUCUACAAUACGUCUUGGUAUCUGCCCGACGUGCUUCUUCUCUAUUAAAAUACUUUUUUUCUUCUCUUGUGCGAUUUCUCUUUUAGAUGAUCUUUAAAUGACUAUAGCUCUUUAGGUUUUAAUUAACCUCUUGAGUAAGCCAUCCGUGCCUGUGGGACCAAAACAUGUCAGUCUCUCCAGUGAAAACUCAGUGCCCUCCCUCCCCAUGUUCUGAUCUCAAAAGGUCUUCUCCCUGUUCUUUAUGAUAUUCCAAAUAAUCCACUUGCCAUGUUGGCUUCAAACUCUACCUGCAAUACUCUGUAGAACUUUGAAAAUCUAUUUGUGAAUAAAUGGAGCACAGGGAAUUGUUGGGACACUGAAUCCUCUCUGUGAUACUGUACUGGUGGAGACGUCCCCUUCAGGAUUGUCCAAACCUAUAGAACAUAUAGCACAAGUGAGCCCAAAUGCAAACUGUGGACUUUGAGUGGCAAUAACAUGUGCAUAUUGUUCCCCCUGCUGCAAAAAUAUCUAGGCCUGGUGGGGGCUUUGACAAUGGAGGAGGCUGUGCUUUUGUGGGGGUGGGAAGUGAAUGGGAAAUCCCCCCACCCUCUACGUAAUUUCGCUGUAAAUCUAUACUUUUACUGUGAAUCUAAAUACUAAAGUCCAUUUUUGAA